GUACGAUGGAGGAGUGGGCGCCGGGAUCUCGCUGUGCGUCCGCCUGGCCUCGUCUCUUCCUCUCUUGUCCGAUCUGCAGCACGGUCCGAGAUGGCUGGCGGUAAGGCUGGAAAGGACUCCGGAAAGGCCAAGACAAAGGCGGUUUCCCGAUCGCAGCGAGCCGGCUUGCAGUUCCCUGUGGGCCGUAUUCAUGGACACCUGAAAUCUAGGACAACCAGCCACCGACGUGUGGGCGCGACCGCCGCUGUGUACAGCACAACCAUCCUGGAGUACCUCACCGCAGAGGUACUAGAGUUGGCAGGAAAUGCGUCAAAAGACUUGAAGGUAAAGUGUAUUACCCCUUGUCACUUGCAACUUGCUAUCCGUGGAGAUGAAGAAUUGGACUCUCUGAUCAAGGCUACAACUGCUGGUGGUGGUGUCAUCCCACACAUCCAUAAGUCUCUGAUUGGGAAGAAAGGACAACAGAAGACUGUCUAAGGAUGCCUGGAUUCCUUAUUGUCUCAGGACUCUAAAUAUUCUUAACAGCUGUCCAGUGUCGGUGAUUCCAGUGGACUGUAUCUCUGUGAAAAACACAAUUUUGCCUUUUUGUAAUUCUAUUUGAGCAAGUUGGAGGUUUAACUAGCCUUCCAACCAACCAAAUUUCUGCAUUCGGGUCUUAACCAUAUUUAAGUGUUACUGUGGCUUCAAAGAAGCUAUUGAUUCUGAAG
Molecule: messenger RNA, 707 nt
Organism: Onychomys torridus (southern grasshopper mouse)
Lineage: Eukaryota; Metazoa; Chordata; Mammalia; Rodentia; Cricetidae
Product: histone H2A.Z-like
Exons: 1
Coding region: 91-477 (128 amino acids)
Cellular component (GO): nucleosome
Molecular function (GO): protein heterodimerization activity; DNA binding; structural constituent of chromatin
Source: RefSeq, a predicted model, not a curated record